Eriocheir sinensis (Chinese mitten crab) is the source of this 2336-nucleotide messenger RNA. Its product is annotated as protein anon-73B1-like. The record is from RefSeq and is a predicted model, not a curated record. Lineage: Eukaryota; Metazoa; Arthropoda; Malacostraca; Decapoda; Varunidae. The transcript has 3 exons. The coding region runs from base 35 to 286 and encodes 83 amino acids. Gene Ontology annotation, cellular component: membrane.
UGUGACAUCAAGAUCAAGAACUAGACCUGUCAAGAUGGCGGUAAAUCCCUCCCUCACCGAGACUGACGUUUUCGAUGAGGUUUUGAAGUACGGCCUGUUUCUGGGGGCCAUUUUCCAGCUGGUGUGCAUUGGGGCCGUCAUGUUCGUGCCCAGCAGAGACGACAAGCGGGAUGGAGAUUCGAGCGAUGACGAUGGCUCUGAUCACGGCUCCCCGCACACCUCCCCCCCUCACCGCGGCCACAACCAGCACCACCGCCGCAAGCCUGACAAGAAGAAGAGGCGAUGAGGCAAGAGGGAGGUGUUGACAGUCCAGGUCCACACAUAGACUGUCCACAUAGAGUUGAUGGCCAAGAAGGAUAACAGCAAGAAGUUUGUAGUGUUGGGUCUUCUGGUGAAGAGAGUGAGUGGUCAUGGUGCCAUUAAGAGGUCCCAAGUAAGUGAUAUGAAGAACAAAAAAAUGUCUUGAUUGCAAGAUGAUAUGUUUUUAAAGUUACAUUCCUUGAAAAUAUUGAAAGCAUAGAAUUGUUUGGGAGAAAGGGCUACUUAAUGAAAAUGUGCAUUUUGAAUGUGACAAAGCUAUGGUUGUAUAAAAUUACAAGGAAUCCUGGCUAAUAACUGGUUGUGCAAUACUAAACUAAUUUUGUUGACUAUUGUUUACUUUUUAUUUGUUUUUAAUAUGAAGAAUGAAGAAUUUUCCUCAUUCACAACACAUGGGAAUCACUAAUGUUGCAUAGACUUAAGUACAUUAGGCAUUAUUCUCUCUUGACAGUCUGCAGCUAAGGUUGUGAUGUAGUGGCUCUCUGAAAGACUGUUCUAGUGUGUUGAACUGUUCAGUGCUUAGCGUCCUUUUGUUCACCUGCUUGGUUUGGGUCUUGGCAAACUAGUAUGUAUGUGUGUGUGUAUUUACUUAGUGGUGAUGUACAGAUGAUCUCUACUUGUGUGUGUGUGUGUGCGCGCAUUUCUUCUGCAUUGUUAUCUUAAUUUUAUACAAGUGAUAGAUCUGAAGCACAUGAAACUCAUUAUACAUUCAGGUUACACUUGUAGAAAAUUGUGCUGCAAGUUAUUGUAUAGCUAAUAUGGCAAGGGUCUGGGUCCAAGAGUAGUGUGUAUCAGGUUAGGGCCAUCUACAGUACAUCAACUGUAGUAAUAUUUUUUUUUACCCCUCUCAGAUACUUAAGUAAAGAAAAUUCAACAAUUUAGUUAUUUACAAAAACUUUAUCAGAAAGAAUUGACUUGAUUUACACAAGUGUGAGUCAGCAUGCUUGAUGCCCUUAUCUGGGGCACUUGGUACAAGAGCUGGAAUUUGCUCCAUUUACUCAGUGGCUUUGGUAUUGCCAACAUUUAUAAUGUUAAACAAAGCAAAUUUAUAGCAAGUACACAAUGGAUUUUUAAUGCCUUGUACUCUCUUACUAAGAGAUAGAAAAAAGAACUGAACAUGAAUAUUAUGUUGUUUAGACAUGAAGACACAAGAAUAGAAACAGUAGACUUAAUAAAUGAUAGAGUUCAGGUUAGUGUGAUGGCACUAAGAGCGUCAUGCUCUCGUUUAUGGCCAUGAAAACAAAGUUGCACCAGGCUUCAGCACAGUGCUAGACCAGGCACAUAGGAGGACAUCGUUUCCUUAUGUUGUGAUAUUUUCUGCUUUGUAACAUCACAAUACGCACAUUUAUAAUUCUGCUAAGAAAUUGUAAUGUUAUUGUUUUACAUUUAUUUUGACUGCACAUUGUUGCAAUUCAUAAAACUGAAGUAACUAGAACAGGGCAUUGAACAUUUGAAAUUCAUAGGGAAAACAUUAUGGUUAUGUACAAUACCAGGUAACUGUAUAAUGAGUUUCUUGUAAAGUUCAGUUGAUGGGCUAACUUAGUAUACCAGUAUUUAAUCUCUAUCAAUAAUACUAAGUAAAUUAGAUUAGCUUUCUUUGCUUAUUAUUACUUAUGCAAUUAUUAUCUUUAGAAUGGCCUGUAUUUUUGUUUGGCCAUUUACAAAAUGUUAAACAAGUGCAAAAGUGUUGUUACUGCAUAUUUUUUAAGGUUAUUCAUAAGUAACUGAUAAGUUACAAAAGAGAAAAUAUUGCCCUAUUUUUUAUAUUUUUUUAUUGUUUUAUGCCUUGUAGCAAUGUAAGAAAUGUUGUACUAAUUACAGUCCAAGUGUUUGUGUAGGGCACAGAUGAGGAAGUCCAGUUUAGAUUUAUGUCUACAUCCCCUCACACACAAAAGUUAACACAACACUUCUCUUUAUCAUGAAGAACUUUCACACUGGCAGCUGGUCUAACCAAUACACUUAUGAUUGUGUGAUUUAUACAAGCUAAUAAAAUUAGUGUCCACUAGGUUUGCUUUUUA